UGGAGCACUGAGGAUACUUUGAGUUUGUUGUAGCGGAGACACCUUCCUGAUGCUUUUGCAGCUGAGUUUGCUCGGUGCACUUCUCAAAGCAGCUGUGUUUGAAAGAUGGUGGGUUCCCAAAGUAAGUAGGGCCCUUAAAAAUGGAGGUGAGUUAAUUGUGGCCUCGUUUCUCAGGUUUACACCGUUGUAAUCCUCCUGAUCCCGACCUCCGUCUGCUCCGUGGGACUCAUCCGCACCCCUCAGCAGCUGAGCUCUGGUCUCAGCACUCGGGCUUCCCUUCCGUGCCCAUCCUCGUGGCUGUUUCUUGCAGAACGAGCGCGCAGCUGAUUUUGCAAAAAAGUUCAGGAAAACAAACAAAAAGUUAACAUCCAUUUGGUGUAUCCUCUUCCUGCAGCUUCCGCUCAUGGACGUCCAUCGGGGCCAAAGUGGGGAAAAAAAAUGCUGCGAAAACGGAAAACGUCAGCAAGAAGGGAGCGAGGCUCCGGGCUGGGGGGAGUUCGGUGGGGCCGGGCCGGGGCAGUGGGGCCGCCCCCGGCCGGGAUGGGCGGAGCCAGGCUGGGAGCUCCGCUGCAGCGGGAGGGAAGCGGCGGCAGUGGGACGCGCACGGCAGGGGAUGCCCGCUUGAUCCGGAGCCAUGUCCCGGUACCUGAAGCACUUCACGGUGGUGGGGGAUGACCCCGUACAGUGGAGCAACGAUUAUCAGAAAUGGGAGGAAGAGGAGGAGGACAAUGGGGAGAAGGACUCGGAGAUCAAAUUGGAGCCCUCCCGUGGCCACGUCACCUUCCAAGAUGUGAUGAAGAAGCUCUUCAGUUCACGCAGGUUUCAGAUUGUCAUUGUCUUCUUGGUCAUCGUGGAUGCCUUGCUGGUCCUUGGUGAACUGCUGAUGGACUUGAAGAUCAUCCAUCCAGACAAAUAUCACAUAGCCCCAAAGGUUUUCCACUACCUCUCCCUUUCCAUUCUCACCAUCUUCCUGGUUGAGGUGGGGUUUAAAAUCUUCAUUUAUGGCCGGGAAUUCUUCCACCACAAGUUCGAAGUGCUGGACAGCAUCGUUGUCGUCGUGUCUUUCAUCCUCGACCUCGUCCUCCUUUUCCGGGAGCACGAGUUUGAAGCUGUGGGGCUCCUGAUACUGCUGCGGCUGUGGCGUGUGGCCAGGAUCAUCAACGGAAUAAUUUUAUCGGUGAAGACCCGCUCUGAACAACAAGUGUCCAAGCUAAAGCAGGUGAACCUGAAACUCGCAACAAAGGUUGAACAACUUCAACACAGCUGUGUGGAGAAGGAGCAAGAAAUUGAGAGGCUUACCAGGAUGUUAAAACAGCACGGGCUCAUCAGCGAGCAAACAUAGGAGGCUGGUUUUCCAAGGUGGGGAAGUCUGCCAUGGCGAGUGCAGUGUUGAAACGUAUCAGAUUGACCCGAAAGGUUUUCCUCUCUGCCUCCUUUCUCUGGUAUAGUGUUGUCUGUAAAUGUUUUCUAUUUGACCACACUUUGAUUAGAUCGUGGGAUUGCGAAAAUAGCUUUACUGGAAAAUUGAAUGAGUACUCCCUGUAAACAGUGACUCCAUAAGGCCCUUGUACAGUUGUACAGACAAAAGUGCAAAAUAAUUUAAUAAAGACACAACUUUACAAGCUGUACAUUCAGGAAGUACCACUCAUUUCAAGGAAUUUUGUUUUUCAGUGAUAAGGUUCUUUGUUUGCAACACCUUGUAGAAACUCACUGUAGCAGAUAUAAGAAUUCAGGCUGGAGAUGUCAUUUCUUCUCUCACAGCUGACCGUUCACCACUGCUACAUCUCUUCUUUGCCAACAGUUCUUUUCAUACUGUUGGUUGAUUUCUGUUGCUGCUUGUGCCACUUCAUUAUUUAUGUUAUUAUCCAAAAAUACCAACAUCUGACUUUAGUUGGCGAUCAAAUGAGUACCAAAAUAGAGACAAACACAUGCCAUCUUAUGUCAAACAAUGCUUGAUUCUCAGCAGCAGAUCUGAGUUCUGAUAUUGUAUUCUACCAUCUUUUCUUCCAUUUAAGUGUUCAUUUGCAGGCUGCUGGGCUACGAAGUCGUCUGCUUCUACAGCUCAUAAAUCAACACAUUAAAAGAAUUAGAAUAUGUAAGACAAGAUCUAGGUGAGUGGACUUCUGGGAACAGUUAGACUCUGGGAAAAAUAAAUAAAUUAGGAAGCAUAUUCUAAAGGCUGGUGUUUGAAUACAGUGUCAACUUCUUCAGGUAUUAGCAGCCGUGGGAUAUUUUAUAGUUGAAGAGUGAGACUUGAGGAAUAGGUGUUGACUGCAGCAGGCUUCUCCAAUUGAUUUCAGCCACAGCCAGCUGGAGGGUCACUGAGCUCUUCUGAAAGCAUCAUUUAACUGUUCACAUUUCUAAAAAGAAAUGUAAUACAUUAGUGAUCUGGGGAAAAUAACUAGAAAUAUGUAUCUCAUUCAUCUAUAGAAAUAGAUAAAGCAGAGGCCUUAUCUAAUGCCACUUGAUUAAUUAAUAAUUAGCUCUGCUGUUCACAGAAUAAUGUAGCCUAGUUUGCUAUGGAGCUGUGCUCCUUCCCUUUCUACCUGCUUGCUGUGAGCCCAUUGAUCUGGGGCCAGCUCAGAAUGCCCAGCUGCUGGCUGGAUAUGUGCUGACAGGCCAGCUUGCAGCCACUGAGAAGUUCAUGCUGCAAUGUUUUUUCCUCCCAGCAAAAGUGCAAUUGGCAACUCAUCACUCAUACUUUUUUUUUUUUUUUCCCCCUGCCUUAAAGCUUUUGAGAACCCUCCCAAGGGCUCACCUUUUUUUCUAUUGGACAGUUUUUAACUCAGCAUGCCCACAGUUUGGAAGAGACUGAUGGGCCAAAAUAGUGACUGGAUAAACCUUGCUUCUUUGGGAAAUGGAUUAAAAAUAGAAAAAGAAAUUCACUUUUUAUUCUUUCUUUUUUUUUUUGUCUUGGAC
Molecule: messenger RNA, 2919 nt
Organism: Phasianus colchicus (ring-necked pheasant)
Lineage: Eukaryota; Metazoa; Chordata; Aves; Galliformes; Phasianidae
Source: RefSeq, a predicted model, not a curated record